Molecule: messenger RNA, 1164 nt
Organism: Pseudopipra pipra
Lineage: Eukaryota; Metazoa; Chordata; Aves; Passeriformes; Pipridae
Gene: CTHRC1
Product: collagen triple helix repeat containing 1
Exons: 4
Coding region: 93-827 (244 amino acids)
Source: RefSeq, a predicted model, not a curated record
GCCCGGAGCGGCGGACACGGGUUCCUGCCCCGCAGCCUCCCCCCGGCCCCGGCGCAUCCCCGCCUCCCCUCCCACCCCGCGCCCCCCGCACGAUGCCCCGCGCCCCGUUCGCCGCCGCCCCGCCGCUGCUGCUGCUGCCGGCGCUGCUGCUGCUGCUGCUGCUGCUGGCGGCCCCGCCGCCCGCCGGCUCCGACAGCCCCAAGGGGAAGCAGAAGGCGCUUCGCCAGCGGGAGGUGGUGGACGUGUAUAAUGGCAUGUGCUUGCAAGGCCCCAGUGGCGUUCCUGGACGGGAUGGAAACCCAGGAGCCAACGGGAUCCCUGGGACACCUGGAAUCCCAGGACGGGAUGGGCUGAAAGGGGAGAAGGGCGAGUGCAUGCGUGAGAGCAUCGAGGAGUCCUGGACACCCAACUUCAAACAGUGUUCGUGGAGUGCACUUAACUACGGCAUCGACCUGGGGAAGAUCGCGGAAUGUACAUUUACCAAGAUGCGCUCGAACAGCGCUCUCCGUGUGCUCUUCAGUGGGUCACUGCGGCUAAAGUGCAAAAACGCCUGUUGUCAGCGCUGGUACUUUACAUUUAAUGGUGCAGAGUGUGCCGGGCCACUUCCUAUUGAAGCCAUAAUAUACUUAGAUCAAGGAAGCCCAGAGCUGAAUUCUACUAUUAAUAUACACCGAACUUCUUCAGUGGAAGGUCUGUGCGAAGGGAUCAAUGCCGGCUUGGUGGACAUUGCCAUCUGGGUUGGGACUUGCUCUGAUUAUCCACGGGGAGAUGCUUCUACUGGAUGGAAUUCAGUCUCCCGAAUCAUCAUUGAAGAACUGCCAAAAUAACUUCCCCUCCCUUUUUUAUAAUAUCUCUUUCUAGUUUUUUUUUUUAUUUCGUAUUAUUUUCUUCAGAAUUUACUUCAAUAGACUUGGAUGCAAGUACUGGACUGAAAGGCACCCAAGCCUUGCAUCUGUAGCCUUUGUCUAGCCUUGUUUUGUCCAUUGCAGAGGCUUUUUAUAAUAAUCAUUUUAGAAUAUAAAUAUCAAAACCAAGUUCAUGAACUUUUUAAAUUCCUUGUUUGAUGUAAUACCACCACUGUUCUAAGAAUUAACCGUAACUUUUUGUAUCAAAUAAAUAAGACCUUUUACAAAAAAAAAAAAUAAUCCAGGCUAUUUUAUUGAA